GUUUAAUGGAGGUUAUGUUGCGCUCCGAACCUCCGAUGUCGGUUAUGAUGGUCUCAGGUCUGUGGUCGGCUUGUGGAAAUUAAGAACUCGUCGACCAUAUUAUAAGUAAGAUGUUUCUUAAACCCUUCAAAAUGAGGUCAACCCAUCAGUUAAAUAAAACUGAGAGGCGUGAAUUGAAGAAAUUUUGCAUUAAGAGUUUCCCGCUAAUCAGCGACUGUAACUUUUAUGAGGACUGGAUAACGAGAAAAGACAGAGUAACGAUUUGCAAACUGCUCACAUAUGGUGGAGAGUUUGUGAAUGCUUAUUUAGUGAAUCAAGUGCCUUUAUUCUUUGAGUAUGAUGAGCAGCUAUUCCCCACUGUCUAUUUUUUAUGGCGCCAUCCAGAUGCUUUAUUAUACUUCACGACACACUCACAAGUAGUACGAAAACUGCAAAAUGGUGCAGAUUUGAUGUUGCCCGGGCUGUGCCCUGAGAUAUAUUCUAGUCUUAGUAUUGCAACGUUUGAACGUGGAACUAAACUUUUUGUAAAUACUUCAAAUAAUAAAGCUGCAGUCGCUGUCGGUGUAACGGCAGACUCGGCUUCGGUACUACGUUCAUGUAAAGUGGGCAAAUGUGCCAUUAUUUAUCAUUCUUUUGACGAUUUUCUGUGUAAAAUAAAUAAUAUGCCUACCUCUCCUAUUCCCCAAUUGGGGCAGUCACAACUUCCAAUUCCAUCAUUGCAAAUGUUACAACCUGUGCUGGAGGAACCAAAUACGCAAUCGACGUCCAAUGAAACUCCAACUUCUCCAAAUGAAGAGGCUAAUAUAAAAGCUAUGGAUGACUUAUUAUUACGCUGCUUAUUGGUUGCAAUGAAAUUUACCAAAGAUAUAAAAAUACCAAUGUUGGUCUCGACUUUCUGCAAUACAUAUAUAAAGGAGGCAUGUCCCGCUGCUGACAUAAAGAAAAGUUCCUAUGGGCGUAUUACGGCGUUCCUACAAAAAUGUGCCAAGGACGAGCUCAUCUCAUUAAGCAAGAAAGGACACAUAUAUGUUAUUACGGAGUUCAAUUACGACCACCAGUUGGUUAAGGAGUUCGAAUAUAAUUCUGAACAAGAACCAAAAAUAUCUGUACCGACCCAAGAGAAACCGAAGUCGAUGACUGUUAGAGAUGUUUAUUUCAUCACGCAACCUGUCCUCCCACUUUUUCAGAAGAUGGGAAUGAGGCCUGGCACUGCAGUGUCUGUUCCACAGAUAGACGAAGCCAUUAAGGAUUACCUUAAAACACAUAACCUUGCAUUGCAAGGCAACCAGCUCGAUUUUAGCGCAAUUGACAUAACCGACUUUAUCAAAUCCCUCUUGCCAAAGGAAGGAAUAAUAUUAACCUAUCUAGAUUUGAAGAAACGCAUCUUGGAUCGCAUGACAAAAGGUCAUACACUUAAAAUUGGAGAUGUUGAAACGACUAAAAAAGGUGAACUUGAACCAAUAAAGAUUACCACUGCUUUCCGAAGCAAUAAAUGUGUAACUUUGGUAAAUAACGCGGAACAGUAUACUAUAAAUUUACUCACACUCGCCAAAGAGUGCCAAAUUGGGAAGGCUACAGGAGCAAAAGUUAAUCCAGGUGUUCGUCCUUCCAUAGGUAAUGAACUGCAAUUACAGGGCAACCAGAUUACUUUUCUAAAAAAUUUGUUAACUAGUAAAUACGGGGUACCUGAAAAUUGUAUUGUAUCAUCUCAAAAAAAGAAAUACUAUGUAAAGUUCAGUUCAGAUGUACUACACGAAUGACGUGCGUACAAACUUAGGAAAAUCCGAUUAUAGUAAAGUUCUCAGUGAAAAUAUUGAGAACAAAAAAUAAGAAUAUAGUCAUAGUAGAGUUGCCUUUUAGGCACUCGGCCACUAGACAAACAAAGGAGUAGGGAAAUUGAUGGAUUAACCAAGAUGAAAUAAAAGUCGCCACAAGUCGAGGAAGAUGUAGAAUGUAAGUGGAACCAUUGAAUAAAAACACUAUAAGAAGCCUAACGCUUAUGGAAGAAAGCGCG
Photinus pyralis (common eastern firefly) is the source of this 2014-nucleotide messenger RNA. RefSeq names its product eukaryotic translation initiation factor 2D-like. Lineage: Eukaryota; Metazoa; Arthropoda; Insecta; Coleoptera; Lampyridae. Gene Ontology annotation, biological process: translational initiation; formation of translation preinitiation complex. The record is from RefSeq and is a predicted model, not a curated record. The transcript is spliced from 8 exons. Bases 111 to 1760 code for a protein of 549 amino acids. Gene Ontology annotation, molecular function: translation initiation factor activity; RNA binding.